Molecule: messenger RNA, 1560 nt
Organism: Paecilomyces variotii
Lineage: Eukaryota; Fungi; Ascomycota; Eurotiomycetes; Eurotiales; Thermoascaceae
Exons: 3
Coding region: 1-1560 (519 amino acids)
Molecular function (GO): oxidoreductase activity
Source: RefSeq, a predicted model, not a curated record
AUGCCUCCAAAGCGAGUUGCGAUAAUAGGGGGAGGAUGCGCAGGUAUCAGUUCACUCUGGGCGUUGAGAGAUUCAGGCCAUGAAGUGCAUCUAUUUGAAUCAUCUGAUAAACUUGGUGGCCGUCUAAAAACGCUUCCUUUUGAAGAAAGUGGUCGUCGAAUCGAUGUUGAUACAGGACCAGUGUUCUUCAAUGCACAUGCUUCCCCCAAUUUUGACUCUCUCAUUGAUUGUCUCGGACUGCAUACGUCUGAAGGGAGACUGAGCUUUGGCUUCUCUCAAGGGAGCCGCAUUUUCCAAUGGGGAAGUAGUCUCCUGAGAGAUGUGCUCUUUCAUCCAGGGACAUUCUGCAGCCUGGAAACAUGGCAAACGAUAUUCGACGUAGUCAGAUUCAAGUAUCUGGCUGCUGAUGUCUUGGCCAAUGAGGUGGAGGAUCUCGGCUUCCUACCCAGCGUCCGAGACUAUCUUGCAAAAGAAGGCUAUUCUCACAGCUUUUGUGAGAGUUACUUGGUCCCUUUGCUUUCAGAACUAUGGAGAACGAAUUCGGCAAAGUGCCUCUCAAGCCUUCCUAUCAAGCCCUUGAUUCGCUUUCUGCAUGACCAUGGGAUCUUGAGCACUUCAGGGCGAACACCAGAAUGGCAAACGAUCCAAGGAGGAGCAGAAAAACUUAUAAAAGCCAUGACCAGAACUAUCCCAGCAGAUAGGCUCCAUUUGAAGGCGCGAGUCGUAAAUGUUGAGCCUGCCGACAUGACCGCCGGCUACACUCUACAUACCAGUGACAGCCAGUCAUCCGAUUUCGAUCACAUAAUAUAUGCCGUCGACGGCGAAGAGAUUCUUAAAAUAUGCGGUUCACUACUAGAUGUUCAGGAGAUCAAUAUCAUUAGUGAGCUUCGCACGUCGAAGACCGUUGGCGUCCUCCAUUCCGAUACUUCUGUAAAUCUCAUCUUUCUGCAAAACUCACUAACACCGCCCCAGCUCAUGCCCAACGACUCACAGCGGUGGUCCGCUUGCAACUACAUCUCGAACCCAUACUCGAAACCCAAAUCUUCGCAACCCCAAGCAUGCCUCACCUUCUGGGCGAACAACACCCAAAACAUCCCAUACUCUAAAUUCGGCGACGUCUUCAUCACCCUUAACCCCUUCACUCCACCUCAUCCUCGCCUCGUGCAAGGGAUCUGGGAAUACACUUCCCCCGAACUGAGCGCAUCAGCACUAAACGCAGAGCGAGAGCUUCCCACAAUCCAAAAUACAAAAGGCCUCAGCUACUGCGGUUCUUGGACGGGUUUUAACUUCUAUGAAGAAACAGUCACGAAUGGGCUGAGAGUCGCUGUUGAGCAUUUGGGCGCAGAGCUCCCGUUCCAGCUGGUUGAUCACCAAGCAGCUCAGGUUUCUGCUUCAGGUCGUUUUAGUAGUUUGAAGAAUAUGGUCAUUAGGAUGAUACUGAGGCUGCUUGGCUUCUAUAUAUGGAUGGGUGGGAUACUGCUUCGCCUUUUGGGCUUGAUUAGCGUUGUGAGGUUUACGUCGGAAAGGAGCAGUAAUGCUAAGAGUUGGAAGGCUGUGUGA